Messenger RNA from Anarrhichthys ocellatus (wolf-eel), 764 nucleotides. Its product is annotated as probable C-mannosyltransferase DPY19L3. Gene Ontology annotation, cellular component: nuclear inner membrane. The transcript has 4 exons. The coding region runs from base 40 to 480 and encodes 146 amino acids. The record is from RefSeq and is a predicted model, not a curated record. NCBI's taxonomy places the organism in Eukaryota, Metazoa, Chordata, Actinopteri, Perciformes, Anarhichadidae. Gene Ontology annotation, molecular function: mannosyltransferase activity.
UGUGUGUGUGUGUGUGUGUGUUUCCCUCCUCAGAAGGUGAUGGUGUGGUUGAUGUAUGUGACGACGUUCUGCUUCUGUCUGACGUGGCAGUUCAACCAGUUCAUCCUGCUCGUCCAGGCGCUCAUCAUAUACACCCUGGACUGUGGUGAUUUCCUGACAACCACACAGGUGACCACUAUGUACCUUGUUCAAGUGUGCAGUCUGCUGAGCGUGUGGCUGCUCCAGUUCUGUAACUCCAUGAUACUGGGAUCGCUGGUCCUGAGCUUCAUCGUAGCCGCACUCUUCAUCAGACACUGCCAGCCCGGUCUGAAGACGGGAGGCCCGCUGUUUCGUCUGGCCAAACUGCUCCUCCACAGCACCAUGGUUCUCCUCCUCACCUUCACCAUCAACUACCUGGCCAAGAAAGCUCUUCAGCUCAGAUCAGACGAACACAUCUUUAAAUUCAUCAAGUCAAAGCUCGCCUUGGGGCCGACAAGGUAGGAAUGCACACUGCGUGGAUGCAUACGCGCAGUGUACACACACACACACAGAACAGACUGACGCGCUCUUGCGCCACGCUUUACUCUCGUUAAUCUGUACUUUGCCACUAAGGCGUGCUCACACACGCGCAGCAGAGUCUGCACAGCCUGAGCUCACGCACCUCUUGACUCGAUGCAGCUCGACUGUAUUACUCACUGAGCACCAGUGUUGUAGCACCCGGAGUGUGAAGUGUGUGCAAAUAAUAGAUGUCCAUGUAACGCCACCAGGCCUCUCACCGAUCAGAU